Molecule: messenger RNA, 792 nt
Organism: Chara braunii
Lineage: Eukaryota; Viridiplantae; Streptophyta; Charophyceae; Charales; Characeae
Source: the annotation of a GenBank genome assembly
CCGAGUAGUGAAUCAGGGCCCCUCGAUAGAAGUUAACCUGUUCGGUCUACGUGUUGAGGCCCGAAAUUGUUGUUGAUUGUGCACCAUCACCAUGGUGGACCUCAGGCCUGGAACUAGUACCACCCCCUACAGCAAGGAGCAAGAGGAGAGAGCUGCCGCUAUCCUGCAGAGGAAGGAGAGAAUGGAGAAAAGGGAACUGAUUAAGCAGACCAAGAUGCUGGCCCUGCUGGAGGAGCAAGAGGCAAAGAAGAAUCAGAUGGAGGAGGAGCUGAAGAAGGAGCAGGAGGAGAAGAUGGCGGCUAUACAAGAGGAGGUGGAGAAAGAAGAAGAAGAAGAUGAAGAAGUAGAGGAAGAAGAGCCAUUGGAGAGAAGGAGAGGGGAAGCCAUCACAAGCAAAGAAAUCGAGAUUGCAAAGAUUGCACAGGAGUGGGCCGCACAUUUGGAGUUGGGGGAAGACAGGGAGGCCGAGAUGGCCAUACCCGAGGAAGAGAGAAGCAGCAAGGAGACAAAUUGAGACAGAAAGGGACCCGGUGAGGAGGAAGGCGAAGGAGGAAGAACAGCAAACGGCAUGGAGAUACCUGUUGUCCCAAGAGAGGGUAAGACGAUUGGAAGCGGUGGAAAGGGCAGAGAAGGACCUGAACGAGGCGGAAGCCAGGAUGGGGAAGAUUGGGGCUGAAACUGAGAUAGCCACCAAACUCGCUACCCUGACCCAAAGUGUAGAGUCGUUACUAUUUGCGCACCGCGAGCAAAGGCCGUACAUCCACACCUUAGAAGUAAAGAUAGAUGCAAUGC